Molecule: messenger RNA, 1068 nt
Organism: Indicator indicator
Lineage: Eukaryota; Metazoa; Chordata; Aves; Piciformes; Indicatoridae
Gene: APOA5
Product: apolipoprotein A5
Exons: 3
Coding region: 1-1068 (355 amino acids)
Biological process (GO): cholesterol efflux; positive regulation of lipid biosynthetic process; very-low-density lipoprotein particle remodeling
Cellular component (GO): chylomicron; blood microparticle; extracellular region
Molecular function (GO): cholesterol binding; phosphatidylcholine-sterol O-acyltransferase activator activity; phospholipid binding
Source: RefSeq, a predicted model, not a curated record
AUGCCUCUGAAGCUUGCACUGCUGCUCACCCUCCUGGGCACCUUGCCAGUGUCAUUGGCUGAGCCAGCACAGAGCAGCUUCUGGGAGUACCUCAGCCAGCUGACCAGUGACAAGGAUGGCACAGAGCACAGCCAGGGCAGCAAGCUGGGCAGGGACAUCACAAACCUGAAGGAGAACAUUCAGGAUGGGGUCAGCUACAUGGGAAACUUCCUGGAGAAGCUGGCACCCCUGGGCAGCAGAGGACCCCAGCCCCAGCUGUACCAGGACUCGGGCAGCUUGCGGAAGAUCAUCAGGAAAGAGCUGGAAAGCCUGAGGGUGAAGCUGUCACCCUACGUGGAUGACGUCCACCAGAAGGUGGGCAAGCACCUGGACGACCUCCACUACCAGCUGCAGCCCUUCACGGAGGAGCUUCUGGAGCAGCUGUCCCUGAAUGCCCGCAAGCUGCGGCGGCACCUCAUGCCCAGCCGGGAGGUGACUGCUCAGCUCCUGCAGGGUGCAGACGAGGUGCAGAAGUUCAUGGCUCACUAUGCCGACAAGAUUGCCUUCCACACCGACCAGGUGAAGGACAUUUUCCACCCCUAUGCAGACAGGCUGGUGACCGAGAUCCACCGCAAUGUGGAGGAGCUGCACAGAAACGUCAGCCCUCACACCCAGGCCAGCCCGGAGAAGCUCAACCGGUACAUCCAGGAGCUAUCCACCAAGCUGACCCAGAACGCCAAGGACCUCCACCAGAAGAUCCAGAAAAACCUGGAGCAGCUCAAGGUGAAGCUGAGCCUCUACCCCGGCAGACUGCGGGAGCAGCCUGCCCCUGCAGAGGAGCUGGCCCGGGAGGUGCAGCGGCGGGUGGAGGAGUUCCGGAGGGACACGUACGUCCAGAUCCAGGCCUUCACCCGGGUGCUGGACCGGGAGACGGAGGAAAUGCGGCUGAAGCUCUCCUCCGGGCCGCCCGCCCUAGGGGAUUCCCAGGAGGGUCCUCCCGCCAUGGAGGACCUGCGGGCGCGCCUCGACGCGCUCUGGAGGGACCUGGCGCGCAGCCUGGGCGAGCGCGGCGGCGGCGAGGCGCGCUGA